AUGAAUGCGCCCCCGCCCGCCUACAGCCUAGUCGACCAAGCCGACCCCCGCCGCCGCCACUCCUUCCAUCCCAGCCUUCAGCAACAGCAGCACCAGCCGCUCUCCCCCGCCCCGCCGCCCGCCCAGGCCCGUCUCGGCAGGUCCUCCCAGUCGCUGUCCAUCCAUCCCAGCCGGGCCGCCCGCCACACCCUCUCGAGUGCGCCCGACCAGAGCCAACGGGGCCUGGGAAGCCUGAUCGUCGGGCUCGGCGCCGCCUCGGCCAUCAAUAGCGCCCUCACCCACCACUCCGGCCCGCCCGCCCCCGCCCCAACUGUCCCGCUCGCCGCGGGCGAGGAUCCUCUGGCCAUCUUGGCCAGGUACGACACCGUGCUCUUGAUCGACGACAGCGCUUCCAUGAGCCUGCAGGGCCGCUGGUCCGAGGCUGCCGCCGCCGUCGCCGGGCUGGCUGAUACCCUCGUCCGCUACGACAACGACGGCAUCGAUGUCUAUUUUAUGAACUCGGUCGAACAUCUCCGCAAUGCGACUUCGGCGGCCGACGUGACCGCCCUGUUCCGUCGAGUCCAGCCUGUGGGUCGCAGCACCCCGACAGACGUGCGGAUCGAAGAGCUGCUCGGGAUCUAUCUGGAGCGAUUAGAGGUGGGCAAAGCGAGCGGGCUGCCGGCCAUCAAGCCGCUGAACCUGCUUGUGAUCACCGACGGGGAGGCGGACGACCCGGACACGCUGGCCUAUGCGUUGGCCGGGUUCGCCGACCGGCUCGAGUGCGGCCGCUUCCCGCUCAACCAGCUCGGCGUCCAGUUCAUCCAGAUCGGAAACGACCGCGCCGCCACCCUGUUCCUCAAGUCUCUCGAUGACGAGCUCAGGGCCGACUCCGCCCGACGCAGAGAUAUCGUCGAUACCACCCCCUACCAAGGCGGAGUGACCACUCAGUUCCUCAUCAAAGCCCUGCUGGGCGGCAUCAACAAGAGAAUCGAUCACCAAAAACUCCGCUGA
Puccinia triticina is the source of this 990-nucleotide messenger RNA. RefSeq lists its product as uncharacterized. NCBI's taxonomy places the organism in Eukaryota, Fungi, Basidiomycota, Pucciniomycetes, Pucciniales, Pucciniaceae. The coding region runs from base 1 to 990 and encodes 329 amino acids. The record is from RefSeq and is a predicted model, not a curated record. The transcript is spliced from 6 exons.